Messenger RNA from Lacerta agilis (Sand lizard), 4950 nucleotides. Its product is annotated as zinc finger protein 91-like. The record is from RefSeq and is a predicted model, not a curated record. The coding region runs from base 127 to 4842 and encodes 1571 amino acids. Gene Ontology annotation, molecular function: DNA-binding transcription repressor activity, RNA polymerase II-specific. The transcript is spliced from 11 exons. Lineage: Eukaryota; Metazoa; Chordata; Lepidosauria; Squamata; Lacertidae. Gene Ontology annotation, biological process: negative regulation of transcription by RNA polymerase II.
CUGCUUUCCUUGCAGGAACCAGCCCCAGUCUAUACCCAGAAUCCUCCUGUGCUUCUUGCAGACUCCUCUUCCCGAGAGGGGCGUGUGAUACUUGCACACUGAAGGACCCCACACUUUUGCAAAGAGAUGUCGUCGUCGUCUUCUCCUCAGCCCAAAUUCACGCCGUCCUUGCCUCCGGACAGAAACUGGCAUCGGAGCAAGGAGAUCAUCAGGGUCCUGUUAGAGGCUGAGCUGGAGCAGAGCUCGAAGGCGGAAGAGCAAAUCUCAGACGGCCCCAAAGAGAAAAGCCCCCACAUCGUCCAGGCGGGAGGCAGCAGCCAGGAAUGCUGGGAAAGAAGAGAGCAGAAGGUCCUGGACGAGGGCAACGCCAGCUCAGAUGUACAACGCCAACGUUUCAGGGCGUUCUGCUACCAGGAAGCUGAGGGGCCCCGAGAGGUUUGCGGCCGACUCCACAACCUCUGCUACCAGUGGCUGAAGCCAGAGCGGCACACCAAGAAGCAGAUCCUGGACCUGGUGAUCCUGGAGCAGUUCCUGGCUGUCCUCCCCCCGGAGAUGGAGAGCUGGGUCAGGGAGUGUGGCCCGAAGUCCAGUUCCCAGGCGGUGGCCCUGUCCGAAGGUUUCCUCCUGAGCCGGGCAGAGGACAAGAAGCAGGAGGAGGAGGAGCAGGCACAGACGACGUUUUCCAAAGCAGCCACAGAUUCCCCGGAGGCAGAAGAUGCUCCGUUGAACAUCACAAAGCGGCCGCUCUUCCGGGGGAUCGUGCAGGAGGCCGAAGGGGGUGCCUCUUCUCUGGGAUGUAGGGCAGCCCUCAGAGACAGCAAAAUGCCCCUGGGGCAUCCUCCCAUGCCUACUUCUCUUUGUGAUGGACUGGAAGCAGCGUCCCUGCAGCCAGAACAGGACCUAGUGACCUUUGAGGAGAUGGCUGUGCAUUUCACGGCCUUCCACGGAGGCCGAGUAGGCUCUGCUGGAUCCAGGCUGGAGGGCUCUACACAGGGAAGCCACGGAGAACUGUGGAAUUGUGGGAAUCUGGCCUCUCUCGGGUUUCCGCUUCCCAGGCUGGACCAUAUCUCCUGGCAGGGAGAAAGGGUCCAUCCGUUUGACGAAAGCUCUGAAGAGGAGAGAUCAGCAGAUGACGACGGAGAGGGCAAUAAAGAGUGUGAACAGCAUAGAACGAAAACGGAAUUGAAACAGAAGUGGGGGAGCAAAUCCAUUGUUUUUGAAGGGACUGACUUUCACGAAAUCCCUAUGGUAGAAGAACAUUGUGAAGGAAACCAAAGAAAAAUUCACAAGGAGAAACUGUUGAAAUGCGCCGAGUGUGGGAAGCUUUUCAGCCAGCAGAUAUACCUUAUUAAACAUCAGAGAGCGCACGCUACAGAUAAAACGUACAAAUGCUUGGAGUGCGGGAAGCAAUUCCUUCGCAGCUCAGACCUUCAUCUCCAUCAAAGAUUCCAUGCAGGCAAAAAGCCUUAUAAAUGCUUGGAGUGUGGAAAGCGGUUCAGUCAUAGCAUAAGUCUGAAAUGGCAUGAAAGUAUUCACACGAGAGAAAAGCCCUAUAAAUGCUCAGAGUGUGGAAAGGGUUUUAAUGAUGGCAGAAACCUUAAAAGACAUCAAAGAAUCCACACAGGGGAGAAACCUUAUACGUGCUCAGUGUGUGGGAAGGGCUUCAGUCGCAGCCCUGAGCUUAAAUCGCAUCAAAGAAUCCACACUGGGGAGAAGCCCUACAAGUGCUCCGAGUGUGGGAAGAGGUUCAACCUGAGUUCAAACCUUAGUAAACAUCAAAGAAUCCACACAGGGGAGAAGCCCUACACAUGUUCAGCGUGUGGAAAGAGCUUCAGUCAUAGCACCCAUCUUAAAAGACAUGAAAGAAUUCACACAGGGGAGAAGCCCUAUAAAUGUUCUGAGUGUGGAAAGAGCUUCAGUCAAAACAUAAUUCUUAAAUCGCACCGGAGAAUUCACACGGGGGAGAAGCCAGAUAAAUGCUCCGAGUGCGGGAAGUGUUUCAGCAAUAGUGGGAACCUUAAAAUACACCAGAAAAUCCACACAGGGGAGAAGCCCUAUAAAUGCUCUGAGUGCGGGAAGUGUUUCAGCCAAAGCAUAAUCCUUAAAUCGCACCAAAGAACUCACACGGGGGAGAAGCCCUUUAUAUGCUCUGGGUGUGGAAAGAGUUUUGGCGACAGCAGGAGCCUCAAAGUGCACCAAAGAGUCCACACCCAGGAGAAGCCCUAUAAAUGCUCUGAGUGUGGCAAGACUUUCAGUGUCAGCAGGAGCCUCAAAGUACACCAAAGAACUCACACGCAGGAGAAACCCUAUAAAUGCCUCGAGUGCGGGAAAAGUUUCAGUGACAGCAGAAUCCUCAAAGUGCAUCAAAGGAUCCACACGGGGGAGAAGCCCUACAACUGCUCCGAGUGCGGGAAGAGCUUCAACCAGAGCACACACCUCAAGAGACAUCAGAGGACCCACACAGAGGAGAAGCCCUACAAGUGCUUGGAGUGCGGGAAACGCUUCAACCAGAGCACGCACCUGAACACACACAGAAGAAUCCACGUGAGAAGCCACACAAACGCUCAGACUGGGAAAAAAAGCCUUGUAGGACUGCAAGGAACAUGUGAUGUGUCCCAAGAACGACUCUUCCUGAAGUUUGAAGAGAGGGUUUCUGUGCCCAGUCCUGCAAUAGACAUGCUUGGCCCAGUGGGGCAGAGAUCAGGCAGGUAUUGUGAUGCCGUCCAGGCUGGAAGCCCCAGGGAAUUAAGGGAGAGAACAAGGCAGAAGAUCCCGGGUAGCAAGGACACUCUCGCCUCAGACUCUCAGCGCCAGCAGUUCAGGCGUUUUCGUUACCAGGAGGCCAAAGGACCCCGAGAGGUUUGCAGCCGACUCCACCGCCUUUGCCGUCAGUGGCUGAAGCCGGAGCAACGCAGCAAGACUCAAAUCCUGGACCAGGCUCAAGGGACCGUCGCGGAGGUGGGCAAUGAAUCCCCUGAAUCGAGGGAGAGUCUGCCGGUAACCUUCCAGACGGCGCUCUUUGGGGAAAUUCCCCCAGAUAAUCGAAGUCGGGACACAUCACUGGGGAAUGGAAUAACAUCGCUGAGGCUCCCUACGACAUCACCUUUUCACAGCGGAGCAGAAAUAGACCCUGAGCAACCGACUCAGGUUCUAGUGUCCUUUGAGGAGGUGGCUGUGUAUUUCACCAACGAGGAGUGGGCUUUGCUGGAUUCGAGUCAGAAGGCCCUGCAUAGGGAAGUCAUGCUGGAGAAUUCCCGGAGCGUGGCCUCACUCGUUGAAGGGUGGGACAAUAAGGACGACGAUGAACUCUGCGCAGCGCCAUCGGAGAGAAACAAGCUUCGAGACAUGGGCGAGAACUUCAGAGAUCAAGAAGGACCAAAUAAGCAGGAAGAAAACCAAACCAGGAAGUGGGGGAAUGAAUCUUUGCCUGGGCGGAACUUGGACGGAAUUCCAGUUCAGCAGCAGAGACGAAAAGGAAAGAGAAAGAAUGUCUGCUCGCUGUGUGGGAAAGUCUUCAGCCGCAAAUCACACUUCAACGUCCACAUGAGGAUCCACACAGGCCAGAAGCAGCAUAAGUGUUUGGACUGCGGAAAGAGCUUCCGGCAGAGAGCGCACCUCACCUCCCACCAAAGAAUCCACACGGGAGAGAGGCCAUAUAAAUGCCUGCAGUGCGGGAAGAGCUUCAGGGAGCGUGCACACUUCACCGUGCAUCAGAGAAUCCACACAGGGGAAAAACCCUACCAGUGCUCGGAGUGCGGAAAGAAGUUCAGUAGGAGCACAAACCUCGCUUCCCACCUGAGAAAACACACGGGGGAGAAACCGUAUAAAUGCCCGGAGUGCGGAAAGAGCUUCAGGCAGCUUGCGUACCUUACUUCACACCAGAGAAUCCACACAGGAGAAAAGCCGUAUCAGUGUUCGGUGUGCGGAAAGAGCUUCAACAGGAACACAAACCUUACUGCCCAUCUGAGAAAGCACACGGGAGAGAAACCCUAUAAGUGCACAGUAUGCAGCAGGAGCUUUUGCGAUAAAUCAGGCUUCAAUAUACACCAGCUGAUUCAUUCAAAGGAUAAGCCACAUAAAUGUUUGGUGUGUGGCCGAAGCUUUAUUCGGCGUUCGCAGCUUACUUCCCACGAAGGAAUCCACACAGGGGAGAAGCCAUAUAAAUGCUUGGUAUGUGGAAAGAGCUUCCACCGCAGCUCCAACCUUACUUCCCACCAGAGAAUCCACGCAGGAGAGAAACCGUAUAACUGCUCGGAAUGUAGCAAGAGCUUCUACGACAGAUCGCGCCUCCUUAUUCACCAAAGGACUCACACGGGCGAAAAACCGUAUAAAUGCCCGGAGUGUGGAAAGAACUUCAAGUGGCAUGCAAACCUUGCUUCUCAUCAAAGGACACAUGGAGGGGAAAAGCCCUAUAGCUGUGUGGAGUGUAGCAAGAGCUUUUAUGACCACUCCCACCUUCUUACACACCAAAGAAUCCACACGGGAGAGAAACCUUACCAGUGCUCGGUGUGUGGAAAGAGCUUCAGCCAGAGCUCGAGCCUUACGUCCCAUCUGAGAGUCCACACAGAAGAGAAACCCUAUCAGUGCACAGAGUGCGGAAAGAACUACACUCAAAGAAGAAACCUGAUCAGACACCAGAAAAUCCACUCGGGAGAAAAAACAUACCAGUGCCUGGAAUGUGGAAAGAGCUUUUAUGAUAAGUGUAUGCUUAAGAGACACCAAAGAACUCACAGAGCGGGCAGUGAACCCAUCAUGUCUUGGAGUGUCGAAAUGGCUUCCGAUGGAGAACCGAUUUUACUUCCCCUCGGUGGAUUCACACCGGAAAAGCAGUAUGUGAUUUGAGACUGAGUAACCAAUCGAACCUUAGGAGCACUAGAGAAUUCACAUUGGGCAGAGGCUUUCCCCUCCCUUCCCUGAUAAAUACUUGGGGUGCGGAAAGAACUUCUGUCA